CUAUCAAUGCAAGACCAAACCAUCCAGAAAUUGUUAAUCAUCCAUUAUUCAAAACAUAAACAGACAUUUUAGUUGCAUCGUUUCAACUUGCUUAGAUCUGCCUGUGGAAAUAUAAUAUGGAGGGAGAUAGCAGCUCUGGUCAUGAAAAAACUGGGCGGGGUGAGGCGGUGGUUUCAAUAGUCCACGUUGCCGACUCAUCGGAGCAGAGCGCUUCAACGGGGGGUGCUAUGGGGGGUGGCACUGAACAAAGUACGACAGUGGACAGUGAAAAGACGACGACAACAGAAGGACCUGCACAAGAGACUGGAGUGACACUGAAUAGCCAGGAUGUGACGGAAGAAAACGAUCAAGAAGAGAAAGAAGAAGAAGAAGUAGAAGAAGAAGAGGAGGAGGAGCAGGCGGAAACAGCCCAAGAAACAGCAACAGGUGCGAGUAAAAGUGACGUUUCUGCAGAUACCAAACCGAAUAAACCCGAAAAACCAUCGAGUAAAUUGACGGAAGAACCAAGUGUGUCAAAAUCUAAGUUGAGUAAAUCGCUUUCGAAAACAGAACCAAACAGCCCAGAGAAAGACCAAUCAAGCUCGUAUAGAAGAGACCAAGUGAAACAUUCGCACGACGACAAUGGCAGUAGGAGCAAAAUGGAUGAGUCAGGGGAAGACAACGGGAGGAAAGUUAGAAGCGAGGGAAGUGAGUCAAAAGUGGGAAAAAGUAGCGAAGGAGAGGCAAAAGAGGAUAGCAACAGAGGGGAAACAGCGUCUACGAAAUUAGUAAACAAGGAAAAAACGAGUGCUAGCGACGGAGAUGACAGAAUUGCCGAAAGGUCAAGUGGUUCGAAAGUAGAUGAUAAAAAAGACAAGUCUACAAAUGGAGAUAAUGACAAAGAAAACAGAUGCGGACAGGGCAAAGAGAGCAAGAGACCAAAAAAGGGGGGACAGGCCGGGGGAGAUCGUAUAACACAAGGGGAGGAUUUGGUACAAAAGAGCGAGGAGGGAGAGGAAGAGGGUGGGGACUCGUCCAGAAUAAGUCAGCUGGCCAAACACAAACAACUCCACCCCGAUUACAUUGGAUGCAGGGAGUUGGGACCGUGGCCGGAGGAGCCAGUGGACAGGAGCUACGAGGCCUCUGAGAGACUGAAGCAGCUGGCAGAGCCCAAGAAGCAACACCCCAACUUCAAACCAGACAAACCGUCAGUCUAUUGGCCAGACAAAGAUCCGGAUAAAACAACUGGGGAGGGGGCUUCUGAGAGGAUAGCAGAACUAGCCAAGCCCAAAGAGAGGAAGGACAAAGACAUCAGAGAUCCCGAGUGGGAGGUGAGUGGAGCUGCGAAGAGCACGAAGCCCUCGGAACGACUAGAAGCACUGAGCAAGCCAAAGGACUACCCAGCACCCCACGUAGUGCCAGCCUCCUUCCAGCAACAGCCACAGCAGCAGCUGCAGCAGCAGCAGCAAAUGCCGGCAGCCGGUCAACGGGAGAAGUCCACUGCUGGCAUGAAGCCCUCCCAAAGAGUGGAAGAGUUGGCCAAACCUCGCAAAAAGCUCCAGCAGGACUACGAGCCAGAGUGGGGUUCGGUGGAGCCGGGUGCUCUGAAGGCCACUGCCUCCCAGAGAGUGCAGCAGCUGGCACAGCCCAAACCCCUCCCACAGCACUACCAGAUGAGAAGAGACCCCUCAUGGCAGCCCAGUGAGCAGGCGAAGAGUGCGACUGCGUCUGCACGCACUGAACAGCUGAGCAAGGCGAAGAGACGCAACGCGCUGGACGAAGACUACGAUGGUCACAAAGUGUCCUCAGCAGCAAAAAAUGCGAAAGCUACUAUGCGACUAGUUGAGCUGUCCACGCCCAAAAGAAUCACCACUACAAAACAAGAUACGAAUUGCUAUUACAAUAUCAAACUCAGCUACAUACUCAACAACAGUGAAAUAACUCGAAAUUUAACUCAAAACAGCUAA
Molecule: messenger RNA, 1946 nt
Organism: Symsagittifera roscoffensis
Lineage: Eukaryota; Metazoa; Xenacoelomorpha; Acoela; Convolutidae
Product: cilia- and flagella-associated protein 251-like
Exons: 8
Coding region: 117-1946 (609 amino acids)
Source: RefSeq, a predicted model, not a curated record